CCCUCCCCACAACCUUUGACCUUGUCUCCCUGGUGUAUAUAUAUAGCCUUCCUACAUGUAACAGUCCCCCUGGCAGCCGAGAUGAAGGGCUUGCUCGUAAUCUGCUGCUCUGUCCCCCUGCUCUUCCUGGCCACCGCCGAGUCGACGGGGGAGCCAAUAGGUCACCCUGGCACAGAAGAUGAGCCGCUGAUGCGAUUGCAGCUUCAGCAGCCCGAUAGUGAGGGGCUCUUUGCGUGCGCUUGUGACCACAGGGGCGUCAGCUCUGACCCAGGGGAGGACCGUUCUAAAAGCUCCUCCAAUGACACACCUGCCCCAGAGAGGGCCAUCUGCCAGUCCUGUGCGAAUGAAGAUUCCCCAGAAUCCCAAGCUGAGAGAUCCACUGAGGAGGAAGAGGAGGAAGAGGAGAAAUAUGAAGGGGAAGACCAGAAUAAUGUCUCAGAUGAGUCUGUUCCGACCUCGAUGGAGGUUGUUGAAGAAGACAGUGUAGAGAAGGAAGAAGAUGCUACUGAAGAUGUUUCUGAAAACCACUCUACAACAGAACACCAAACAUCUGAAGAACUUGUCACGGCACCAGGAGACACCGCAGAAUUACCAGAGAAAGCGGAAUAUGCUGAGCCUUCCGAAGAGGAUGCACAGGGGGACAUAACUGCUGAUGAUGUCCACAAGAACACAUUCAAAUCAGAGCCGGUAUCGGUAUCUGAAGAAGACGUAGAGAUUCCUGAAACAAGAGCAGGGGUUAAGGGGGUCGAGAAUGCAGAAGAUUCUAAGGGAGAGGAAAACAAUGGUGUGCUGGCAUCUGCAGAAGAUGAACAACAGGAAGAAGAGACCAAAGGAACCGAUGUGGAAGAAACCAUUGAUCCACCCAUUGAGCUGACAGAGAAUCAGUAUGAGCAGGGCCAGAAUAACGCAGAGGUAGAUGAAGAGGAUCUGAAGUCCCUCAAGCCUGACAUAUCCACAAAUCAAGAGGAGCAGAAAGAGGCAGCACAGCUUGUAGAACCUAGAGAAACUGUGGAAAUGGAAGACCCCAUGGACACUGAUGAAUCUAUUGGAGAAGACAUGGAUUCUAUAUUUGAAUCUCAGGAACAGGCAGCUGUCACUGGAGACCAAACAACCAAAGAAGGGCAAGAGGAAGAUACUGAGGAGAAUGAAGAGGUGGGAGACGCUACUGGACAGCCCUAUUCUCAGAUGGCUGAUGGGGCCGCGGAACACAUCCAAGACUUAAACGGAGAAGAUGAAGAGGAACCUACCAAAGACACCAGCUCUAACGUGUCUGAGGAGGUGAACAGUCAGGAUUCUGAGGGUGACAAAGCAAACGUUGAGGUGGAAACUGACCCAAAUGUUCAGCACAGGAAAGAACAAGAGGAAGACCAUGAAUACCAUGUGGAUUCUGUUGUGAUGGGUGAAGCAGCUACAGGGGAAUGGGAUCCAGAGGGGGAGAGUGUUGAAGAGGACAGUGUUGCUGAGGAACCAUCUGAGAACAGCCACACGGGGUCUCUGAAAGAGGAAGAGGGCAAAAUGCUGGUCUCUCUUCUGCGGGACAGAUCACAUAUCGAGGAUACCCUACAGGCUGCUGCUGAUCAGCCCAAUGACAAGUAUGAAGCUGGCCUCAAGAAGCUACGGAAUAUCUACCAAACGUUGAUCAAGCCCCUGGAGAAGGCGUACAAGUACAAUGAGCUGCGGCAGCAUGAAAUCUCAGAUGCGGAGAUUUCCUCCAAACCAAUGGUGCUGUUUCUGGGACCCUGGAGUGUUGGCAAGUCUUCCAUGAUUAACUACCUAUUGGGGCUGCAGGAUACCCCGCAGGAGCUCUACACAGGUGCUGAGCCCACUACUUCUGAAUUCACUGUCAUCAUGCAUGGUGAGAAGACUCGCACCAUCGAAGGCAUUGUGAUGGCAGCUGACAGCUCCCGAUCUUUCUCGUCGCUGGAGAAGUUUGGCCAGAACUUUCUGGAGAAACUAGUUGGCAUUGAGAUGCCCCAGAAACUACUGGAACGAGUCACCAUAGUGGACACACCUGGGAUUAUUGAGAACCGCAAGCAACAGGAGAGAGGCUACCCUUUCAAUGACGUCUGCCAGUGGUUCAUUGACCGGGCCGACUUGAUUUUCUUGGUGUUCGACCCCACUAAACUGGACGUAGGCGGCGAGCUUGAGAUGAUGUUCAGGCAAAUGAAAGGUCGUGAGUCCCAAAUUCGCAUCAUUCUCAACAAGGCUGACAGCAUGGCCCCUCAGGACCUUAUGCGUGUGUACGGCGCCCUCUUCUGGAGUCUGGCCCCACUCAUCAAUGUGACAGAGCCCCCCCGUGUCUAUGUCAGCUCCUUCUGGCCCUACCAGUAUGCCCCUGACACCAGCUGGGAACUCUUCAAGCGUGAGGAGAUCUCCCUUUUGGAAGACCUCAAUCAGGUGAUUGAGAACCGACUGGAGAACAAGAUCGCUCUCAUCCGCCAACACGGCAUACGUGUUCGUGUCCAUGCGUUACUGGUGGACAGGUACGUGCAAACGUUCUAUGAGAAGACUGGCUACUUUGGUGACCCCGAGUUGGUGUUCAAGGAGAUUGUGGAUGACCCCGACCGCUUCUACAUCUUUAAGUCCAUCCUGGCCAAGACCAACGUCAGCAGGUUCGACCUGCCAGACCCUGAGGCCUACCGAGACUUUUUUGGCGUCAAUCCCAUCAACAGCUUCAAACCGCUCUCGGCCCAUUGCCCCUUUUGGGGACGCUGCUUGUUGAAUAAGAUUGAGGCAGCCAUUACGGAGGAUCUGCCGGGCCUACUGAGCGGUAUGACGGCUGGAAGGAACCCGAGCCUCUCCUGUGAAGACACGGGCUGCAAGGAAGAACCAAAGAACCGUUACCGCAGACACUGAAGGGGGAAAUGAGCAAACAGACAGAGAGAGUGGUCCUUACCGAUAGAGUAAGGGAUACAGAAGAGGACAGUGUCAUAGACAGCCAUAUAACACACCCAUUCACUCGCCUUUCUCCAGCACGGUCCAAUAGAAACUACAGGAAGAAUGGAAAUGUGUGAGGAAAAUGGCAGCAAGUACAUUUGUAAAACACCGUGUUUUAGUUCAUUUGAAAGUAGACAAUCGGUACUUUUUCCAGUUUUUUUUGCUUGUAGUUUUUAUAUAUUUCAGUUUCCUUCCUAACCAUGGAGGAGGUCAGCAGUUCUGAGUCCUAUGCUUGGUAUUUUAUUUAUUGCAGUAUUUUUUGUUUGUGACUAAGUUUGUCGGCCAUGUUUAUUUCGAAAACAAGACACACUAUCUCAUGAAGUUUAUUGGCCAACUGUGUAAACUUGUCUCUGUAUAUCAGGCAAAAGGAGAUUAAAGUCACUGUUGAGUCCUAAA
Brienomyrus brachyistius is the source of this 3333-nucleotide messenger RNA. RefSeq names its product myosin-13-like. The record is from RefSeq and is a predicted model, not a curated record. NCBI's taxonomy places the organism in Eukaryota, Metazoa, Chordata, Actinopteri, Osteoglossiformes, Mormyridae. The transcript has 7 exons. The coding region runs from base 82 to 2856 and encodes 924 amino acids. Gene Ontology annotation, molecular function: GTP binding.